AAGAGAUACAGGAAGUAAACAAACUGAUGGAGCUCUCAAAAAAAGAAAACAAGACGUUGCUAGCUUCGUGCAAGUGAUACAGUUGCCAUGACCGGUUGUAUCAUUUUACUUGUUGUACUUUCCGAAACAUCCAGCUAGCUACAUUGACUAAGGUAAAUUUAGCAAGGGUAAUUUAGCUUAAAAAGUAUAGGAACGCUUGGCUAGCUACUGUAGCAAGCUAACGAAAGGAAAGGCGACCCGGCUAGCAAACUAACAGUAGCUCCCCACCAUAACCAGACAUCCCAUCAUAUCAAUAAUAUAAUAGAACAUGUCAUCAGUUAAUUGUAAAGUCAAUGUGUCAUUACAAAAUCGUUAGAUGAACUAGCUAAGUGGAUUUUCACUUUUACAUGGCAACAAGCUAGCUUAGUACAGUAGCUAGCUAGUAUAACGGUAACUAGCUAGCUAGGUCCGCUCCACUGUUAAUAGCCAGAGCUACUCAUCUAACCUAGCACCGGUAGCUAGCUAGCUAGCCAGGCAAUAAUACAAAUUAUUCCUGCAGGUUGCAGAGAAGAAAUUAGUUUAUCACAGAUAAUAAAUGAACUAGCUAUGCCUGUGUUGCCAGGUAAAUAAUGUGAAGUGAAAUGAAUCUAACGUUACUUAUUUUGUAUUUCUUUUUGUAGACACUGAAUAUAAAAGUCAUAUGAAGAGCCAUGUCUCACACUCAGUCCGAGACGGUUGGCCCAAUUCAGUGGACCAUGGCGGAGCUACUGGGUCAGAGGAGCCUACUGGGCUUUGGAGCUCUUCUGACAUGGCUGAUUCUCUUCCAUUUACUGGUGAACGUAUGGCUGCUGUGUGUCUUCACCAGUCUCCUGGUGGUCAUGGGGGGCUGGCUGGGAUCUCAGGCUGUCCUGGACUCCAACAGCGUUGUUCACCUAGAGAGGUUCAUCACAUUGGAAAGGGUCCCUCCUUCGCCUGAGAGUGAACGGCAGCUAGACCACGAGAUACAGACCACCGUGCGCAAGAUAAUCCGAGACUUUGUGUCCUCCUGGUACUGCAUAGUGUCCUCGGAGCGGGACUUUGAGGUCGAGGUGCAAAGUGCCAUGUACUCCAUGGCGAUGGAGCUGAAGAAUCGGUCAAGAAGAGUGGAUAGGAAGGUCCUGACCCAGAGGGUUUUGGACCUGUGUGGCGGCCACCUUCAGAGCUACCUGAGAGCCAAAGAAGUCAUGGCCGAGCUGGAGAAGCAACCGGAUGGAGAGAACAGCCUCUGGAAAGCAUACUCCCAGGUCUGCACACCUCACCCUGCUGUGAAGAGCUCAGCCAUGGAGGUGAACUACGCCAGGGCUAUUGUUGACCUGCUGCUGCAUGUCCUUGUCCCUCCGCCUCACCUGGAAACCCGAACGGGAAGGUUUGUGGUCGGAGAGCUCAUCACAUGCAAUGUCCUUCUCCCCUUCAUUACGAAACUAUCGGAUCCAGACUGGCUGAACCUGUUAAUCAUUUCCGUUUUCACCAAGUCAAGUAUGCAAGCCCCCAAAGCCUCAGAACCACCAAAACCACCAUCACUGCCACAGCUCACUGUCUUAGAGCAGGAUCAGCCCCAGCAAGACAUUCAGGUCCCUUGCUCUUUACCCUUAAGGAUCCUAUCAGAAACACCUAACGACACAGAGGUUGCCACACCUGAGUUGGCUGCUUACGAUAUCAUCGACUCGGCAGAGUUGUACUGCCCUCAGAAUAAUAUAGAGGAAGAAGAGCCUAGACAGGCUAGACAGUACAUUGGUAUCUGCCCAAUGGACUACCUGAGACCAGUCAAAUCCAACCCGUUCUACCAAGAGACCGACUCAGAUCUGGAUUCGCCACUGACAGAUUUCAAGAGGAGCUCCAUGGAGUCCCUGGUUCUGAUUGGUGCGGAGGAAGCGCUGUCGGACCGUUUCCGAGAGUGUGCCAAGCCCACUGACAUCAGCAGCGUCAUGGAUCUGGAGGAUGACCUCCGGGUUUACCCUGGCCUAGCCGAGGUCACUUCCUCCCCCAAAGUUGUGGUCUCUGAACAACAGGAUCACCCCGACGCCUUCGCUAAUGCGUUGUGCACCAUGACGGAGGACGUUCCCUCGAGUGUCCGCAGCCUCCAGGACCUGGAGACGAGGGACAGCGGCACCAGUCCAGAGAGAGAGCUGCUGAGCGUGGACCUGGCGGUUGGCUGCCACUCCAACGGGCUGAUGGCGUCGGUGAGCGGCCCUCUGCAGACCUCCUCCCCCAUGGUGCCCCUGCCCUCCUUCAGCUUCGAGCCCCUCAGCAGCCCCGAAGGCCCGAUCAUCAUCCAGAACCUUCGCAUCCCCGGGACCAUCACGGCCAAGGAGCACCGUGGCACCGGCUCGCACCCGUACACUCUCUACACGGUCAAGGUGAGUUAUUAUUGCAAGGUGAAUCUGUUUGUUGUUUAAUGUAUGGAGAACAGUAUGGAGAACAUUCCAUGUUGGUGGUUUGAAUAGGCUAGGUUACAUAUGUGUCUAUUCAUAGCUAUAGGCUACUGAAACACAACUUGUUCUGAUCAUUGAUGAGGUGUGUUGGUCUUAAGGCCAGAACACUGAGUAGAGGAAAGAAAAGGUAAGUAGUGGAAAUGGAAGUUUAGAGAUUAUUUUAGUCUAUAUUAAUCUAGUUUGUUUUAUGUUAAAACAUAUGUCUUUUAGUAUGAAACAGCAAUGGACUCUGAUAACCCAGGGUCUAUCCAGCCAGUUGCCUAUCACACAGUCAACCGCCGAUAUAGUGAGUUUCCUCAACCUACAGACCCGCUUGGAGGAGAAAUCAGACUUGCGAAAACUCAUCAAAAGUAAGUAUUGUUAUCUGAACAAUGACAGGCGUUUUAGUUCCGUGUGUCAUGUGGAACUAGACUGGGUGUCUUUCUUACAGCUUCUAACUGAUCUUAUUAACAUGGUUUAGAUGUGAAAGGACCAAAGAAAAUAUUUCCAGACUUGCCGUUUGGUAACAUGGACAGUGACAAAGUUGAGGCCAGGAAAGGGCUGCUCGAGACUUUUCUCAAGGUUGGUGGAGGAAUAACAUCUUAACUCAAGCCUUGGGAAUUAAAAAAAAAAUGUUCUAUUAGUUUUGUGCUCUGUAAACUGCAUGUAUUAUACACUUUAAUGUAAUAUUGCACAUUGUCAUAUAGGCAUGAGUGGACUUUAUUUGGAUGAAUUAACAUAUCAGCGUUCAUGACAUUACACAAUCAAAUACAAUCUUAUUCAUCACGUGCUUCGUAAACAACAGGUGUAGACUAACAGAAACUAAGCAUUUCGCUGUUAGUCCACACCUGUUGUUACAUGUGACAAAAUAAAAUGUGAUUUGAUUGUUACAUGAAAACUAACACUCAUGUCCCCUAUUUGUCAGCAACUUUGUGCUAUACCCGAAACUGCCAACAGUGAAGAAAUGCAGGAGUUUCUUGCUCUUAAUACAGAUGCAAGAAUUGCCUUUGUCAAGAAGCCGUUCAUCGUAGCACACAUAGACAAGGUAUGUGAUAGUAUUGAUAAUCACUUUAACUAACUAGGCCUGUAGCAUUAGAAACAAGGAGAUGCAUUACAGAAAACCUCAAAACAUGGAGAGUGAGAAACUUACAGAGGCAUAAAUCAUACCCUCCAAAACAUUUUUACCUGCCCUGUAAUUGGUAAUGGUGAGAGGUUAGAAUGUUUUGGGGGCAUGAUCUUCGUGCAUCUGUAACUUUCUCACUUAUCAUUAUUCACGAUUCAUUCCUGAUUAUCCGUAAUCAUGGUAGCGUCCACAUUAAUGUAGAAGUGUUCAGAAACAUAUUCUAUUCUUAUUUACAGUAAAAGUGACUCCAAAAUGACACAAUACAUGAUUUACCAUUCAUUUCUAUUAGGCACAAAAUUAUCUGAAAUACAACCAAAACAAACUGCAAAUGCAUCCAACAAGUUUGUGGAUUCACAAGCUUAAUGUAGUCAUUGAGAGCUAGGAAUAUGGGACUAAAUACUAUACUUUUUACUCAAUUUAAUACACUAUAAUGGGGGGACUAGAUACAUAAAGUGCGUUCAUUUCUAAACGGUAAAACAGAUAUGUAUGAAAAUACUCUCAAAUAAAAGGUGACAUUAUGUACUGUCGCUUCAUAUAAAACAUUGGAUCUCAAAUCCAAAAUGCUGGAAUAUAGAGCCAAAUGAAACAUUUUUGUUUCACUGUCCAAAUUCAGUAAAUACGUAGGGGAGUGUAACUGUGUGAACAAAUGGCUCUGUAGAUUGUGGAUACCUUGAAGACGGCGUUUCCUCGCUCAGAGCUACAGAGCCCUACAGAAGACAUGGACGGAGAUACUGAGGGAAAGCCUUCCUCGGAUAAGAAAAACAAGUAAGUCAAAUGAACUCCUCCUUCUGUAGAACAAUACAAUAAAUGGUGUCUCAAUAAUAGAAUCAGGGUUGGGAAGUAACGGAAGCUCAUUAGGUAAUCACAUUACAAGAAUGAAGUAACUGUAAUCAGCCCAGAUUGGAUUACAGUUACAUUCUUAAAAUCAGCUGAUUACAUAUUGCAUUACUUCUUCUAAUAUCAAGAUGUGGGCUGCAAGUGUUUGCCUCAAACACACAGAAAUGGCAGGUAUUUGAAAGCUGUUUUGAGCCACACUGCUUGGAAGUCACCUUUCACCUUUCUGUUCUAAUCUAUUUUGAAAUCUGCUUGGUUGCGUUCCUCAGAAACUUUUUUCAACCAAAAAAAGUCAGAGAACUGAAUCCUGCCACAUUUAAUCAGGAUCGUUGUGUAGAAAGGUUGUCAUUGAUUAGUCAAUACAGUUCCACCCUGUUCACUCCCCAAGCACUGGCAUGACAGACAUGACAAUCAGCUACUUAAUCUGCUAAAUCUAAAGUUUCAGUGGAAAUGAGUACACUGAAAUCUGUCUUUGAAGUCAUACCAGACUGUUAAAUGAAGGGAGGGCCAGAUAUACAAAUGACCAUUUCCUAUUUUGCUAGCCACAAUCUGUUUGGUGGCUGGGUGUAGACAUAUAAUUUCACAAUCAAAGAAUGAGGGUUGGAAAGCUAUUCCUUGAACUUGACAGUAAAGCUGACCUUUUGCUUGAAAAACAAGAAACAAACCUGCCAAUAUUACUGUUUUGUCCCUCUUGAGACGCCGUAUCAAUAACAUAGCCAGGACACUUCCUCAAAAUAGUCUCAAAUUAAUCUAAGAUAACUCAAUAAAUCUGUAAUUAAUUUGGAUGUUUUUGCCUUGGAGUUCUUAGUCACGCAAUUGUACAUUUAGCUAAGAUGUUUGGUGCAGUAUUUCUCAGGUGAAAAGAUUUGCAUGAAAACGGGUCGUCUGUCGAUGAAUGACAACACUUCAUUGAAGAAUCGUUAGACUUCGGCUACCGAACUUCGACAAGCUUCAAGAAAACAUUUUGUGUGCUCAAGCAGCCCAAAAACCUCCUGCCGAACACCAAAACAAACCAAAACGUCCCAAAAUGUUGUCAUAAUAUAUGCACAAACUGUUUCGACUGGGAAGCGGUGACGGAGUUUAUCAGGAAGUGUAUAGGUGAUGUUGUGCCCACUGUGACUAUUAAAACCUACCCUAACCAGAAACUGUGGAUAGACGGCAGCAUUCGCGCAAAUCUGAAAGCGCGAACCACCGCAUUCAACCAUGGCAAGGUGACUGGGAAUAUGGCAGAAUACAAACAGUGUAGCUACUCACUCCGCAAGGCAAUUAAACUGGCAAAAUAUCAGUAUAGAGACAAAGUGGAGUUGCAAUUCAACGGCUCAGACACGAGACGUAUGUGGCAGGGUCUACAGACAAUCACGGACUACAAAAAGAAAACCAGCCACGUCGCCGACACAGACGUCUCGCUUCCAGACAAGCUAAACACCUUCUUCACCCGCUUUGAGGAUAACACAGUGCCACUGACGAGGCCCACUACCAAGGACUGUGGCCUCUCCUUCUCCAUGACCGACGUGAUUAAGACAUUUAAGCAUGUUAACCCCCGCAAGGCUGCCUGUCCAGACGGCAUCCCUAGCCACGUCCUGGCUGGUGUGUUUAUGGACAUAUUCAAACUCUCCUUUUCCCAGUCUGCUGUUCCCACAAGCUUCAAGAUGGCCACCAUUGUUCCUGCACCCAAGAAAGCAAAGGUAACUGAACUAAAUGACUAUCGCCCUGUAGCACUCACCUCUACCUUACCUGUCACCCUAGACCCACUUCAAUUUGCUUACCGCCCCAAUAGAUCCACAGAUGAUGCAAUUGCCAUCACACUGCACACUGCCCUAUCCCAUCUGGACAAGAGGAAUACCUAUAAGAAUGCUGUUCAUUGACUAUAGCUCAGCAUUCAACACCAUAGUACCCUCCAAGCUCAUCAUUAAGCUUGAGGCCCUGGGUCUGAACCCCGCCCUGUGCAACUGGGUCCUGGACUUCCUGACGGGCCGCCCCCAGGUGGUGAAGGUAGGAAACAACAUCUCUGCUUCGCUGAUCCUCAACACUGGGGCCCCACAAGGGUGCGUGCUCAGCCCCCUCCUGUACUCCCUGUUCACCCAUGACUGCGUGGCCAAGCACGCCUCCAACUCAAUCAUCAAGUUUGCAGAUGACACAACAGUAGUAGGCUUGAUUACCAACAAUGACGAGACUGCCUACAGGGAGGAGGUGAGGGCUCUGGGAGUGUGGUCCCAGGAAAUAACCUCUCACUCAACAUCAACAAAACAAAGGAGAUGAUCGUGGACUUCAGGAAACAGCAGAGGGUGCACCCCCCUAUCCACAUCGACGGGACCUACAGUGGAGAAGGUGGAAAGCUUCAAGUUCCUUGGCGUACACAUCACCGACAAACUGAAAUGGUCCACCCACGCAGACAGUGUGGUGAAGAAGGCGCAACAGAGCCUCUUCAACCUCAGGAGGCUGAAGAAAUUUGGCUUAUCACCUAAAACCCUCACAAACUUUUACAGAUGCACAAUUGAGAGCAUCCUGUCGGGGUGUAUCACCGCCUGGUACGGCAACUGCACCGCCCACAACCGCAGGGCUCUCCAGAGGGUGGUGCGGUCUGCCGAACGCAUUACCGGGGGCAAACUACCCGCCCUCCAAGACACAUACAGCACUCGAUGUCACAGGAAGGCCAAAAAUAUAAUCAAGGACAUCAACCCCCCGAGCCACUGCCUGUUCACCCCGCUAUCAUCCAGAAGGCGAGGUCAGUACAGGUGCAUCAAAGCUGGGACCGAGAGAAUGAAAAACAGCUUCUAUCUCAAGGCCAUCAGACUGUUAAAUAGCCAUCACUAGCACAUUAGAGGCUGCUGCUGCCUAUUGAAAUCACUGGCCACUUUAAGAAAUGGAACACUAGUCACUUUAAUAAUGUUUACAUAUCUUGCACUACUCAUCUCAUAUGUAUAUACUGCAUUCUAUUCUAUAAUAUUAUUCUGUAUCUUAGUCCAUGCCGCUCUGUCAUUGCUUGUCCAUAUAUGUAUAUUUUCUUAAAUCCCAUUCCUUACUUUUUUGUGUGUAUUGGGUAUAUGUUGUGUAAUUGUUAGAUAUUUCUGCACUGUCGGAGCUAGAAGCAUUUCGCUACACCCGCUAUAACAUCUGCUAAACACGUGUAUGUGACAAAUACAAUUUGAUUUGAUAAGCUUUAGAGAGGGAACUGAUCGUUCUGCAACAAACUGACGAGGCAGAUGCUGGUUUACCAAGGCGUUAAUCCAAAAGUAAUCAGAUUACAUUACUCAUUUUGACUAAUACAAUGGAUUAUUUUACUAAUUACUUUUAUUGUCAUGUAAUCUGUAAUUGCAUUUUUCAAUUAAUCCGUCCAACCCUGAGGAUAUACACUGAGUGGACAGAACAUUAUGAACACCUGCUCUUUCCAUGACAUAGACUGACCAGGUGAAUGUAGGUGAAAGCUAUGAUCCCUUAUUGAUGUCACCUAUUAAAUCCACUUCAAUGAGUGUAGAUGAAGGGGAGGAGACAGGUUUAAGAAGGAUUUGAAAGCCUUGAGACAAUUGAGACAUGGAUUGUGUAAGUGUGCCAUUCAGAGGGUGUAGUGUCUUUGAACAGGGUAUGGUAGUAGGUGCCAGGCGCACCGGUUUGAGUGUGUCAAAAACUGUAACGCUGCUGGGUUCUUCACGCUCAACAGUUUCCCAUGUGUAUCAAGAAUGGUCCACCACCCAAAGGACAUCCAGCCAACUUGACACAACUGUGGGAAGCAUUGUAGUCAACAGGGGCCAGCAUCCCUGUGGAACGUUUUCGACAACUUGUAGAGCCCCAUGCCCUGACGAAUUGAGGCUGUUCUAAGGGCAAAAGGGAAGUGCAUAUAUAAACUACCGUUCAAAAGUUUGGGGUCACUUAGAAAUGUCCUUCGAAAGAAAAGCAAUUGAUUUGUCCAUUAAAAUAUCAUCAAAUUGAUCAGUAGUACAGUGUAGACAUUGUUAAUGUUGCAAACUGUCUCUAACCAGAAUAGAAAGAGGAGUGGGAGGCCCCGGUGCACAACUGAGCAAGAGGACAAAUACAUUAGAAUGUCUAGUUUGAGAAACAGAUGCCUCACAGGUCCUCAACUGUCAUCUUCAUUAAAUAGUACCCGCAAAACACCAGUCUCAACGUCAACAGUGAAGAGGCGACUCCGGGAUGCUGACCUUCUAGGCAGAGUUCCAAAGAAAAAGCCAUAUCUCAGACUGGCCAAUAAAAAGAAAAGAUUAAGAUGGGCAAAAGAACACAGACACUGGACAGAGGAAGAUUGGAAAAAAGUGUUAUGGACAGACAAAUCGAAGUUUGAGGUGUUCGGAUCACAAAGAAGAACAUUUGUGAGACGCAGACGCAAUGAAAAGAUGCUGGAGGAGUGCUUGAUGCCAUCUGUCAAGCAUGGUGGAGGCAAUGUGAUGGUCUGGGGGUGCUUUGGUGGUGGCAAAGUGGGAGAUUUGUACAGGGUAAAAGGGAUAUUGAAGAAGGAAGGCUAUCACUCUAUUUUGCAACGCCAUGCCAUACCCUGUGGGCGGUGCUUGAUUGGAGCCAAUUUCCUCCUACAACAGGAAAAUGACCCAAAGCACAGCUCCAAACUAUGCAAGAACUAUUUAGGGAAGAAGCAGUCAGCUGAUCUCAACCCUAUUGAGCUGUUGUGGGAGAAGCUUGACCAUAUGAUACGUAAGAAGUGCCCAUCAAGCCAAUCCAACUUGUGGGAGGUGCUUCAGGAAGAAUGGGGUGAAAUCUCUUCAGAUUACCUCAACACAUUGACAACUAGAAUGCCAAAGGUCUGCAAGGCUGUAAUUGCUGCAAAUGGAGGAUUCUUUCACGAAAGAAAAGUUUGAAGGACACAAUAAUUGUCAAUGACUACAUUUCCUAUUCAAUUUGCUAUAUUUCCUAUUCAAACUCAUUUCAUGUAUGUUUUCAUGGAAAACAAGGACAUUUCUAAAUGACCCCAAACUUUUGAACGGUGGUGUAUGUAUACAGUAUUUCAUGAUGAAAUGCACAUUACAUUUCUGUAAAAUGUGUUGUGAAAUGCAUUGUUAUAGAAAUAAAGUUUGAUUUGAUUCAAUCGAUUGUCUUACCUGCUUUUGUGUCUGUUUUCAGGUCCCGGCUAAGGUUCUCCAGUAAAAUCACCCCAGUCCUUAAUGUCUCUGACAUGAGGCCUAAAGUGCUAUACUGCUUGGAUGAGGGGAGCACAGUAAGUACUUCACUGUGCUGUGGUCUCUUGUCUACAGUGAUAAUUGUCGCAUGAAAUUCUGUUAUCAGUACUUUUACUCCUUAAACCCAUGAACGUUUGUCAUGCUUGUCUUUUUGCAGGGGUUUAACGGCCUGUCGAUAGCUGGCCUAGAGGCCUUCAUCAAGGAGCAGGAACUAGCGGUGAUGUGUGAUGCAGAGGCUGAGAGGGAAUGCAGUCCAGGCCUCACAGGAGAACUUGGAGGCUGUGGAUGCCCACAGAAUAAAUUACCAGGUGCAUCCAUUCAAGAUUCUGGUAAGGACUGUGCAAGGAAUGUGGAUUUUUUUAGUAGUUGUGGGUGCGUAAACGUACACAAUGACACCUCUCACAAUAUUGUUCAAUUCCCCAUUAGUUCAAUACAGGAACUAAGUUCAUACAAAAAUCUUGGCUUGUGAUAAAGUUCCGUUUCUGGCCCGGUUUAUGAAUGUGCAGUGUUUUGGAAUGUGGACAGCACAGAAGGUUAAGGUCCUCUAACUGAUCUUGCCUGUUCCUUCAAUCUCCACACAUGGAAGACUAGCAGUCUGUUGUAUUUCUCCAAUCCAGUGAAUGGCCCUAGAAAAAAGGGUGAUCUCUUUGACAUCAUAUGUAAACUAUCUCCCACGACUUGACAUUGGAAUGAGCAUGUCCCUUUUAAUUAUAUCAAAAUUGCUGGGGCGUCCAUGUUUAAAGUCUGCUCAUUGUCUUGUCUGAAAGGAGACGUGUUUCAGAUGUGGGCCAGACUUUCAUGGUGAGCCGUCUGGCUCCCUCUCACUGACCAGACAGGUCUGAAACAUCCCGUUCCAAAUCUCUCAUGAACAUUUCAAGGGUGAAAAGUAAACAACCUGAAUGCUGUGACCAGCAUACCCAUGCAGUACUAUAAUGUCACCACUAGAGGGAAGUAUUGGCAAACAUUUGUUUUGGGGUAUUUAAAAGAGAAAUUCAUUUUUUGUCUAUGCUGAGAAAUCUGUCCAGGAGCAAGAGCUUACAGGUUGUGUCAAUGUUUGACAUUGUGUGGAUCAUAGGUUUUUCCUUUUUAGCAGAUUCCCUCUGACAAAUGUUGCCAAUAAUGUUGAAGACAUACAGUAGAUAUCCAACACUUACGUGAGGCUUUAGUGUAUUUUCAUAUUUCAUUGCCAGAAUGCUAUUUUGUAUUUCUGGUUGAAAACUGAGAUGCAGUUGCUCUCUCUAAAUGAUUUUACUUUGGACCACUGCUAAUGCAUUGUAAAAAGUGAUACAUACACAAUGCUUCAAACCUAAUGGUGUUUAAUGUGCUUGUUUCAAGCAUGUGGGCUACUUUGUAAAGUGUGCAUGUGUGUGUGUGUGUGCAUCCGUGUCAUUUACGUGUGUGUAUGUGUGUUUUGUGGUACUGUCCACAGUGGCAGAGACGGCCCUGGCUGACGUGGCCCUAGACAUCAUGUGUCUGCUGAUGAAAGACCAGUGGAGCUGGCUGUGCACCGACAACAUCCGGAAGACUAUCCGGCUGCUAUUUGGAACCCUCAUUGACAGGUACUGUACUAAUGCAUGGACCAUAGAUAUAUCAUUAUUACUCUACUCCAUUCUAUCAAGUCCACCAACACUGGUUGACAUCUGUCACCACUUACCAGUCAGCCACUGCCCUCCCAUAUCUAGUACAUAA
Messenger RNA from Coregonus sp. 'balchen', 11216 nucleotides. The record is from the annotation of a GenBank genome assembly. Lineage: Eukaryota; Metazoa; Chordata; Actinopteri; Salmoniformes; Salmonidae.